AUGGCCAAUGGGGCAUGUUGUUACAGUAAAAUUUUAACUGCCUUUAUAGACGAUAAAAAAUAUGGUAAAUGUUUAAAGUUGACAUCGCGUAAACAACUCCUUCAUCCGUCUUCUGCUUUGGUACUUAUUUUUUUUAAAAAAACCCAGUCUUCAAAUUUGCAGCCUUUUAUUCAUUCCUUUAAGUUUUUUUCAAAGUUUUCUGAUAUUCCUGUAACAUUAUUUUGCAAUUUUCAUUCAAAAAACUGCGGUUUUAUAAUAACCAUCGAACAAGCAACAAAGGGUGGUUUUUUGAGUCAAUUACUCUUCAGACCAUCGAAUCUAUUCCCCUUAGGUCAAAUAAAAUUCCUUCGAUUUUUCUUCAAAUCGCUUCCUACGGAAAAAAAUAAAUCAAAGACUCCAUUUUUAGCUAUUAGAAGCAGAGGAUUUUGUCGCAUUUUACUACAAAGUACAAUCAAAGCUGGAAUACACAGGUUCAUGAAAUUGGGCGCUCAAAAAGGAUUUUUUUGGUUGCAGCGGUUUUUCAGAGAAUCUAGUAAUAAACUAAUUGACCUACUGUGUGCUUCCGUGGCCAAUCUAAGCAUUAACCUUACAUUGUUUAAAACUCGAGUCGUUAGGUAUUUAUUUCAAAUGGGUAACCUAAAUGCAAAAUGCCAAAACAAAUAG
Echinococcus granulosus is the source of this 663-nucleotide messenger RNA. RefSeq lists its product as hypothetical. The record is from RefSeq and is a predicted model, not a curated record. The transcript has 5 exons. The coding region runs from base 1 to 663 and encodes 220 amino acids. NCBI's taxonomy places the organism in Eukaryota, Metazoa, Platyhelminthes, Cestoda, Cyclophyllidea, Taeniidae.